Messenger RNA from Sander lucioperca (pikeperch), 1033 nucleotides. Its product is annotated as zinc finger protein 3 homolog. Gene Ontology annotation, cellular component: nucleus. The coding region runs from base 16 to 894 and encodes 292 amino acids. NCBI's taxonomy places the organism in Eukaryota, Metazoa, Chordata, Actinopteri, Perciformes, Percidae. Gene Ontology annotation, molecular function: RNA polymerase II cis-regulatory region sequence-specific DNA binding; DNA-binding transcription factor activity, RNA polymerase II-specific. The transcript has a single exon. Gene Ontology annotation, biological process: regulation of transcription by RNA polymerase II. The record is from RefSeq and is a predicted model, not a curated record.
UUAAGAUUUACAUGAAUGGCUAUUUGUUUGUGUGUUUGUGCUUUACCUUCAGAUGUCCAGAAAGUGAUUGUUGGUGAAGAACAUCAGCAGGAGUGGAGCUCCAGUCUGGACCAGGAGGACACGAAGCCCCCACACAUUAAAGAGGAGCAGGAGGAACUCCGGAUCAGUCAGGACGGAGAGCAGCUUCAAGGGCUGGAGGAGGCUGAUAUCACCAAGUUCACAUUCACUCUGAUCCCUGUGAAGAGUGAAGAUGAUGAAGAGAAGCCUGAGUUGUCACAGCUUCAUCAAAAACAAACUGAAGAGAUAAAAACAGAAGCUGAUGGAGAGGACAGUGGAGGACCAGAACCAGCCAUGAACUCAGAUCCAGAUACACAUUUACAACCUGAGACUGAUGACAGUGCUGAUUGGAAAGAGACCAGAGAACCUCAGUCAGGUUUAAACUCUCUGAAUAACAAUGAAGUCCCUGUCAUUGAUUCAUGUACAACUGGUGAGAAAGAGUAUGUGAAAGAAUUUGGCACCAGUGGACAUCUGAAGCGACACAUGAGAGCUUAUACAGGAGAGAAACCAUUUAGCUGCUCAGUCUGUAAGAAAGAUUUUACAAUGAGUGGAAAUUUACAGAAACACAUGAGAAUUCACACAGGAGAGAAAUCAUUUAGCUGCUCAGUCUGUAAGACAGCUUUUACAGAGAGUGGACAUUUAGUGGCACACAUGAGAAUCCAUACAGGAGAGAAACCAUUUAGCUGCUUAGUUUGUAAGAAAGCUCAUACACAGAGGGGACAUUUACAGACACAUAUGAGAAUCCACACAGAAGAAAAAAGAUUUAGCUGCUCUGUCUGUAAGAAGGCUUUUAUGCAGAGUGGGCAUUUACAGACACACAUGAGAAUUCACACAUGAGAAAAACUGUUCAGCUGCUCAGGCUGUAAGAAAGCUUUUAAACAGAGUGGAAGUUUGCAUAGACACACGAGAAUCCACACAGGAGGGAAACUAUUUAGUGAAGUGGAGCUUCAGUCUGGAAGGAGAGUAGAGAAGCUGU